GUUUCUCAACGAAGACCAUCCGUCUCCUCAACACCCAGUGGUGUCAGAUCCCUGAGAAGAACCCCAAGACUACAAGAGACGGAGGUCAGGCCGGUGGUCGAGGUCAUAUCGCCUGAGCGACCCAGAAGAGGAGAAGUCCUUUCAAGUACAUCUCUCUUUGAGGAGUCUGGAUCGACCAGCCCCGAACACUUCCAACGCCUGGUAGGAGACGAUUCAUACUGGCCACGGAGAACGACACACAUCUCCAGACAUACCCACGACGCUAUCCUUUUUGCCUUGGAAGCUAUCAGAAGAGGUAGUGGUGUCAAUGCGCAGCCCUUGACUCCAGAUCUGCUCGAAGAAGAGGCUCGAAUGUCAGAUUUGGUAAGGGGCAAUCCGCCCGGUACCACUGCUCGAGGACAGAAUGGGGGUGCACCACGCACAACCGCAGCUGGUGGUGCCGGGCCUAUAUCGACCGAACCACCUCGGUAUCGUACGCCUACCGAUGUCAUGCGAGAGCGAAGAGCACGGGAAGCUAGACGGGCAGAAGAGGCGGCUGCAAGACUACGGCAUGAAGACCAGAGAAGGACUGGACAAGAGGAGCAAGUUGUCGGCGUUGGGGAUGAUCAGAUGCCUCGAGCAACAGCACGAACAUCAAUCGGCAGACCACAGCCCACGCAGACCUACAACAUAAGCGGACCCACCGGUCCUGCACCUGGACCGUCGACUCGACGACAAGAGAAUGUUGCUCCCCCUCAGCCCGACCGUUCGAGGACCUCGCGGCCUGCGCAAAGUGGUGCCCGAGAUCCUGCCAUAUCACCAACGGCGCAGCGGAAUCGCACAGAAGCCUACGAGAAUCUGAAUAUCCCAGCCACGGCUAGACCUGCAGUACCACCUGAGCAGACUCAACGAACCUCUCAGCAGCCUCAGCAACCGAGGCCGCAGGCUGGUACGCAACCUCCUCCUCAAUCUGGUCCUCAAACCUCUGGCGCUGGUGGACGUAGCCGCUUUCCAAAUGCCUUUGAAAGAUGGGAAGACCUGUCUGCACACUGGGAAGGUAUUGUGUCGUCCUUUAUUCAUCGUAUGCAAAACAAUGCCGACGAACUUGCGGGAAAGUCAAUAGAACGCCAGAUGGCUCGUCAAAUUGAGGAUUUAUCCGCAGCUGGAGCAAAUCUGUUUCAUGCUGUGGUUGAAUUGCAACGUCUCAGAGCUUCUUCCGAACGGAAGUUUCAGCGCUGGUUCUUUGAGACGCGGCACGAGCAAGAACAAGGUCAAGAAAGACAGGCGGAGCUCGAGCGUCAGCUCCGGGCGGAAAGAGAAGCUCGGACGCAGAGCUCCACUUCUAUCGAAGCGGUCCGCGCGGAAAAGACCCGAACCGAAGAACUUCUCAAAGAGAUGCGACGAGAGCUGCAGAUCAGCAAGGAGGAAGCUCGAAGGGCUUGGGAAGAGCUAGGCAGACGAGAACAAGAGGAGCGAGAGCGGACCAUCGCUUUGCGAAGUGGCGAACCCACCCUUAUUGGCGGUGUACAGGUCGUUCCCAUGCAAGGCCUUCCAAGCCGACAAGUAAGCACAGCGCACCGACCACAAGCCAGAGAAGGGCCCACUGGCGGUGCAGGGCCGUCUACGAUGUCAGGUCAGCAACCUUCGAUGGCUCAACGACCACCUUCUCGGAGUCAGACGACAACAACCUCUCUUGAUUCUCCGGGUGAAGAAAGUCGGCAGUUCACAUAUCAAGCUGACACGGGGAACUCACCAACCGUCACCGAUCCUUUCACCGAGUCGCCUCAACAGCGAGAUCCACAAGGCCAACUACGUCGCUCACCAGACACACAGUUCUAUGCAACUCCUCCACGCCCAACGCAACCUCAAACCACUGCCGCCACCACCGCUGCCAGUCGUGCCGCAGAAAGUGGAGGUCCAUCAGCAGCCCCUCGAAGUGAACUCCGCUUCUAUCAAACCGCAACCACCAAUGUACCAAUGUCGGGAACUCUACCACCGCCAGUCCGUCAAGGCACAGGUGACACAGGACGGUCAUACAUGGCUUCCAGCGCCUCCGGUGCCUCCGAGGAGGAAUAUCACAUCAACCCCGACGGCAGCUACACCCGCGACACGCAGGGUCGACGGAUCCCAUACCACCAGCCGGUCGGCACCGGCCCGGGUCCUUCAGGGCUCUCCGCAGAGCUAAGCGACAUCGAAGGCGAAGAGGGCGAAUAUUCUGAAGAAGAUGACGACCACGCCGCCGACAUUGAAAGGGAGCGUAUGUACACUGCGCAAUACCGUCCACAGCAGCAACAGCAGCAACCACCCACGACAACGGCUGCGAAUAUCCCUCGGACAACGUCCGGCCCGCUGUCAAGUAUCCCGCAAGGUCGUCCCCCUGCGCCUCCGGCCGAGUACGAGGGUGAAGGGUACGAUGCGCCGCCCGUCGUCACGCAAGCGACGACAAACUGGGAGGAUUUGACUCGCCAUCGCCAUCCGACUAGGUUGAGCGAUAUUCUUGAGGAACAAGCAUCGCGCACGAGUCCGAGUCGGACAAGCUAUAUCAGCGGGUCGGGACCGUUGCCUGGGGACGGCUCUGGUGGUGCUGGAAGUUCGUUUGCCCGGCGGUGAUAGACAUGUUCUUCUCAAUCGUCAAUGUGUUGGCUUGUAAUAUGGAUGAGAAGAAUGUGUUGCCAAAGUUGACUCCCGGCGGAUGUGGAUCAAGCUUGAUUUAGGGAAUUGCACACUGUACAAAGGUUUGCAGGGAUGGGUUCUGCAAAUAUUCGGAAAGCCAGAAGGCAACGCAACGGUAUUCUGUCACACCAUUGAGAGUGUUGGCCGCAUUGGCACAUUCAACGGAUGUGGGCUCCAAAUUCGACAUACUAGAUCAAUCUGUCGAAGAUAGGGUGUUUUGAGUACGGAGUGUGUAUGUCGGAGAGCAAAAGGAAAACCGGUGUACCUUAUCAGGUAAUUUUCUGUGCCGUGUGUUAGAUUGUGUGAACUGUGAACAUAGCAAGCGAAGGCGCA
Molecule: messenger RNA, 2985 nt
Organism: Exophiala viscosa
Lineage: Eukaryota; Fungi; Ascomycota; Eurotiomycetes; Chaetothyriales; Herpotrichiellaceae
Exons: 1
Coding region: 352-2589 (745 amino acids)
Source: RefSeq, a predicted model, not a curated record